Emys orbicularis (European pond turtle) is the source of this 1809-nucleotide messenger RNA. It is a transcript of the gene LCORL, whose product is annotated as ligand dependent nuclear receptor corepressor like. Lineage: Eukaryota; Metazoa; Chordata; Testudines; Emydidae. The transcript is spliced from 7 exons. Gene Ontology annotation, biological process: regulation of transcription by RNA polymerase II. The record is from RefSeq and is a predicted model, not a curated record. The coding region runs from base 1 to 1809 and encodes 602 amino acids. Gene Ontology annotation, molecular function: DNA binding. Gene Ontology annotation, cellular component: nucleus.
AUGGAAAAGGAAACAGACAGAAUGGCCGCCGCGGCUCCCGCUCCUCCUGCCGCUGCCUCCUCCCCUCAGUGCCGGAGCCCUCGCUGCACGGCGGAGCGCAGGGGAGUCCGCCGAGAACUCGACUCCUGGCGGCACCGCCUCAUGCACUGUGUGGGUUUUGAAAGUAUUUUAGAAGGGCUUUAUGGACCAAGGCUACGAAGAGACCUCAGUUUAUUUGAAGACUGUGAGCCAGAAGAGCUGACUGAUUGGUCAAUGGAUGAAAAAUGUUCCUUUUGUAACUUACACAAAGAAACAGUCAGUGAUCGUACCACAAUUAUUGGUUCUUCACAGUCAACACCAACAGAGGAACUGUCAUCUCAGGGCCAGUCCAACACUGAUAAGAUUGAAUGCCAAGCAGAAAAUUACCUAAAUGCACUCUUUCGAAAGAAAGAUCUUCCUCAGAACUGUGAUCCUAACAUUCCCCUAGUUGCUCAGGAAUUAAUGAAAAAGAUGAUCCGUCAGUUUGCAAUUGAAUACAUUUCAAAAAGUAGCAAAAUUCAAGAGAAUAGAAAUGGUUCAUCAUUUGAACCAAGUCUGAUAUGUAAAAAUAUCCAAAUGAACCAAACGGAAAACUCCCUUCAGGAAGAACAGGAUAGCCCUCUAGACCUCACUGUGAAUAGAACUCAAGAACAGAAAACUCAGCAAGGGGAUGGAGUGCUAGAUCUCUCUACAAAGAAAAAUGCAAGGCUGGAAGAGUCAACAUAUGAUCCAUUAUCAUCUGAAAAUUCAGUGUCUGGGAGACUACACAGACACAGAGAGGACUAUGUGGAAAGAAGUGCUGAGUUUGCAGAUGGUUUGCUCUCAAAAGCUUUGAAAGACAUUCAGUCUGGAGCACUGGACAUAAAUAAAGCAGGCAUACUUUAUGGCAUACCUCAAAAAACUUUACUUCUCCACUUAGAAGCCUUACCAGCAGGAAAGCCUGCACUUUUUAAAAACAAAACUCGAGAUUUCAAUGAUAGUUAUUCAUUUAAAGACAGAAAAGAAACUUGUGCAGUGCUGCAAAAAGUAGCCUUGUGGGCAAGAGCUCAAGCAGAGCGCACAGAAAAGAGUAAACUCAGUCUACUUGAAACCUCAGAAUUAAAAUUCCCAACAGCUUCCAGUUACCUCCACCAGUUAACUCUACAGAGAAUGGUCACUCAGUUUAAAGAAAAAAGUGAAAGUCUACAAUAUGAAACUUCAAAUCCUACUGUACAGUUAAAAAUUCCUCAGCUAAGAAUAAGUUCUGCGUCCAAACCACAAUCUGAUAAUGCUGGUCUUCUGGAUGUCAUGUACCAUGUUUCCAAAACCUCCUCAGUCUUAGACGGAUCAGCUCUUCAAAAAUUGAAAAAUAUACUCCCUAAACAGAACAAAAUUGAAUGUUCUGGACCUGUAACUCACUCAAGUGUUGACUCCUACUUUCUGCAUGGGGACCUCUCUCCUUUAUGUCUUAAUGUUAAGAAUGGAACAGUUGACGGAACAUCUGAAAAUACAGAAGAUGGUUUGGAUCGCAAAGACAAUAAACAACCAAGGAAAAAACGUGGCCGUUAUAGGCAAUACGAUCAUGAAAUAAUGGAAGAAGCUAUUGCUAUGGUAAUGAGUGGGAAAAUGAGUGUUUCCAAAGCACAAGGAAUUUAUGGGGUACCUCACAGCACUUUAGAAUACAAAGUUAAAGAAAGAUCUGGAACACUGAAGACUCCGCCGAAGAAGAAACUUCGAUUACCAGACACUGGGUUAUUUAAUAUGACAGAUUCAGGGACUGGCAGCUGCAAAAACAGCAGCAAGCCUGUGUAG